GUAACCCCCCCCAGUGACACCCCUCCUCCCCGCCGCGCCUUGCAGCUCCCGCGUGGUGGAGAUCCAGUCGCAGAUGUCAGAGCGGGCUGUGGAGCUGCUGGGGCUGCCCGAGGACCGGCCGUGCCUCCUGCUGGACGUGGGCUGUGGCUCUGGGCUGAGUGGUGAUUACGUCUCUGAAGAGGGGCACUACUGGAUUGGCAUGGACAUCAGCUCUGCUAUGCUGGACGUAGCCCUGGAGAGGGAGGUGGAAGGAGACCUUCUCCUUGCAGAUGUGGGCCAUGGCAUUCCCUUCAGGCCAGGCAUAUUUGAUGGCUGCAUCAGUAUUUCUGCAGUGCAAUGGCUUUGUAAUGCUGAUAAGAAGUCACACAGUCCUCCAAAACGCCUUUAUCAGUUCUUUUCAACUCUUUAUACUGCCUUGGCCCGAGGAUCCCGAGCUGUCCUGCAGCUGUACCCUGAGAACUCAGAACAGCUGGAGCUCAUCACAGCCCAAGCCAUGAGGGCUGGCUUUACUGGGGGAAUGGUGGUAGAUUACCCCAACAGUGCCAAAGCUAAGAAGUUCUUCCUCUGUCUCUUUGUUGGGGCAUCCAGCACGUUACCAAAGGGCCUUGGUACUGAGUGUGCUGAUGAAGAGAUACACCAGGCAAAGUUCACAAAUGAAAGGACACGGUUCAGAAACGUCAAGGGCAAGUCUGUAAAGAAAAGCCGGGACUGGAUCCUUGAGAAGAAGGAGCGCAGACGACGGCAGGGCAAGGAAGUGCGAGCAGACACGAAAUAUACAGGUCGAAAGCGCCGCCCUCACUUCUGAAUUGUUACGGACACUGCUGGAACAGAAGAUGGAGUGUUGGCCCCCACAGUGAGCCUCCUGUGGAUGGCGCAGAUUAGCACCCCUGGACGCAAGACCGGCCAGGACAGGUUCUUGCGGCCCUUGUGGGGUGAAGGCUGGCAGGUGCUGCCUAUCCUUCAAUUGCUAAACUUCUAGGCCUUUUUUCCCAGGGAAGGCAGAGUGAUGGACAGUGCUUUGGCCACUUUGUCCCAGGCCAUUGCUUACCUUCUUGAGAUGGCAGCAAGCUGUCUGGAGCUCCAGGUGAGCUAGGACAUUGUACCCAGCCUCCUCACUAAACAGUCAAUGCGUUACGGUUGUUGCUACUCUCGUGUGUCCUGGCCUCAGUACAGGGAGUGGGAGAUGAAGGUGGAAAAACAGCACCUGCUUUACUACCAGCUUCUCCCCUGCCAGCAGGCAGGUAGCUAGAUCUUAUGAAGGUUUGCGUCUCUUGAGGGCCAGGCAUACCCUCUUCCAAGUUGAAGGGGGGAAAUGUUACCUGAACUUUCCUGGGAUUGUUCCUCCUACUUGCACCUCCGUUCAGGCACACCAUGGGUGCCUUCGUGCCCUAACUGGUGCUGAGGUUCUCCACACCCCAUCCCUGAUCCCCAUCCCCUCCUCCGUUCAGCUGAAACAUGAGAUGUACCAGCCAGAGCUUUACAGUUACAAAUGUUUAUUCUACAUAAAAAUCCCACAAAACGGGAAGCUGUUUUGCACCCAAAGCUGUGGGAGAAGAAAGGAGGCUAGCAGGGAGAGAGGAUGAAGGGGAAAAGAGGCAACAUACAGUGUCAUCUAGCCCAGUGAGACAGAGCAAGCCAGGGUCACGAUCCACAUAGAAAACAAGGACACUUAGCUCACAGUACAGCAACGGUACAAUUCCACGGGGGGGGCUUAGAAAGCCUUCAAGUACAUUAAUUACAAAAAAAAAAAAA
This is a messenger RNA of Struthio camelus australis, 1752 nucleotides long. Lineage: Eukaryota; Metazoa; Chordata; Aves; Struthioniformes; Struthionidae. The record is from RefSeq and is a predicted model, not a curated record.